Molecule: messenger RNA, 1524 nt
Organism: Chiroxiphia lanceolata (lance-tailed manakin)
Lineage: Eukaryota; Metazoa; Chordata; Aves; Passeriformes; Pipridae
Gene: PMM2
Product: phosphomannomutase 2
Exons: 9
Coding region: 31-774 (247 amino acids)
Biological process (GO): GDP-mannose biosynthetic process; mannose metabolic process; protein N-linked glycosylation
Cellular component (GO): cytosol
Molecular function (GO): phosphomannomutase activity
Source: RefSeq, a predicted model, not a curated record
GAGGGGCGGCCCCGCCGGCCCGGCCCCGCCAUGGCCCCGCCGCCCGCAGCGCUCUGUCUGUUCGACGUGGAUGGGACCCUCACGGCCCCGCGCCAGAGGAUCUCCCCGGAGAUGGCGGCGUUCCUGCAGCGGCUGCGGCAGAAGGUGAAGGUUGGGGUGGUGGGAGGCUCCGACUUCGCCAAGAUCCGCGAGCAGCUGGGCGAGGACGUGGUUGAAAAAUUUGACUACGUGUUUCCAGAAAACGGUCUUGUAGCAUACAAGGAUGGGAAAUUCCUGAGCAAGCAGAGCAUUCAGGGUCACCUGGGUGAGGACAUUCUUCAGGAUCUAAUCAACUACUGCCUGAGUUACAUUGCAAAGAUUAAACUGCCAAAGAAGAGAGGCACUUUCAUCGAGUUCCGGAACGGGAUGUUAAAUGUGUCCCCCAUUGGAAGGAGCUGCAGCCAGGAAGAACGACUUGAGUUCUAUGAACUCGAUAAAAAGGAGCAUAUAAGAGAGAAAUUUGUGGCUGAUUUACGAAGAGAAUUUGCAGGCAAAGGCCUCACGUUUUCUAUAGGAGGGCAGAUAAGCAUCGAUGUGUUCCCCGAUGGCUGGGACAAGAGGUACUGCUUAGGAAUUGUUGCCAAUGAUGGAUACAAGACUAUUUAUUUCUUCGGAGACAAGACUAUGCCAGGAGGGAAUGACUAUGAAAUUUUCACAGACUCCAGAACAGAAGGCUACAGUGUCACAUCCCCCCAGGAUACCAGAAGAAUUUGUGAAGAGCUAUUUUUUAAAUAAAAGACUUUCAGAAUUCACACUUACAGGACGGUUAAAACAGCUUAAUAACUUGAGACAUCAUCUUCAUUCUGUAUUGAUUUAUGGUCUUGAAACUGGCCUGCAAGGCUUUAUCUCUAUUUUUUUUUUUAUUUUGAGGCUGCUUUUUAAAAGAUGAGCAUUUUAUAAGAGUUUUUUUUAAAUACUGCCUUGUGCUAUAAAAUCAUGAAUUAUGAGACAGUUGGGACUUUCUUGUCUGAAACUGGAAGAUGAGUAGAAGAGACAGGAUUUAUUUCUUCCUGGAGGUGGGAAGAUUGAACUGAGCCAUAAGUUCCUGACCCCACAUGUGUUCCAGUGUGUGGUCAGAAGGUGCUUCAGGUCUCCCACCCCUGGGAAGGCUGGACCAGCUGGGGCCAAAGUUACCUCCUCAGAAUGGCCCAGUCAGACCAUGGUACCUACACUCUGCAGACUACUAAAAUCUAAAAAAUAAAAAAUUUGUACAGAUAAUCAAAGUAACGUCAUCACAGUAACAAAAUAUAUUCCUGUCACUUUCUGAUAGUUUUCUGAUUUUCUUUGUAAGAAAGAAUUUAAGGGUAAGUGAGAUUUUAGUACUAAGAAAAUUACCUGAAUUAUGUUUCUCUUAAAAUUCAAGUCAACACCUGACAAUCCAUGUAACUGUUGAUAUUACUUUUCUCAUCUGGCAUUACAAAAGUAAUCUUGUGUAUGAACAAUUUGAUUUAGUAACAGAGAAAUAAAUCUCGUCAUAAAAAAUUA